UCUCCGAAGUUUCAGAGGAAUCCUCCUUCGUGGAUUUCUUACCCGCUCCAGCUCCUGUGCGUCCGAAAGGAGCUCCCAUCCACCUUCCCCUUUCCUUUAGCACCCGAGGGCUUAAGGAUUGCGCACCCCGCUCCAACCCCAGCCCAGUCUUCUCCCCGCGCCCCCUCCCCGUCGUGCUGGCCAGCUCUGAGCUGCAUCCCUGGCACUGCCCCCUGCCCGCGCUCCCCCCAGCCGCCGACCCGGGCCCACCAGCCGCGCGGUUGCAGGCUGAGGGAAGACGCACUCGUCCGUGCUCCCUGCUCGCUCGGUGCACUCGGCGCGGUCCAGCCCUGGCCCCGGGUCCCCGCGCGCGAACCAUGGAGUAGGAGGGCAGCCCCGGGACGCGCUCUUGCAGCCCGCGAGGCCGGAGCCUGUCCGGGGUGGCCUCGCCAGCCCGCCGAGUUGCCCAGCGGCGGGCCCUCCUCCCGCCGGUCCUUCCCCGCUCCUCCUCCUCUGCCGCCGCCGCCCCCGCCUCCCGGCCGCCCCCGCCGCCCCCGCCGCGCCGCCGCCCCAGGCCGAGCGCGGGCGCGGAGCGUGGGAGCCAUGGCGCGCGAUGAGGAGAGGGACCCUGAGCGCCGGGAGGCGGCAGAGCGGGCGAGCGGCGAGGAGGAGGAGGAGGGGGGGGAGGAGGGACUGAGCGAUAGCGACGACGAGGGCGACGACGAGGAGACGGGCAGCGGCCAGGAGGAAGGAGAGGAGGAGGCGGCGGCCGGGUGGGAGCGCAGCGAGGAAGCGCUGCUGCUGCGCGCAGGGUUGCCUCCAGCCGCCGUCCCCGCCGCGGCCGCCCGCGAUAGGAGCGGCCGCCUCCUGCCGGGGCCGCCACCCGGCAGCCCGAGGAUGCAGCCGCCGGGCGACGAGGACCGCGCGCGCCGCCGCCGCCGCCGCCGCCGGAGGGACCUUCUGCUGAGCCAGCUCUGCUUCCUGGCCUCGGUGGCGCUGCUGCUCUGGUCGCUGUCGAGCCUGCGAGAGCAGAAGGAGCUUGACCUCAUGGACCUCAUAGGGGAAGACAGGAAAUGGAUGGUAGGAAGGAAGCUAAUGCAGGUGAACGAUACCCUGACUUCCGAAGAUACAGGAUUCCGGAGCAGCAAGAACUGCACUGAACCAGCCCUGCAUGAAUUUCCCAAUGACAUCUUCACCAAUGAGGAUAGAAGACAAGGAGCGGUGGUCCUCCACGUGCUCUGUGCCAUGUACAUGUUCUACGCACUGGCCAUUGUGUGUGAUGACUUCUUCGUCCCCUCCCUGGAAAAGAUCUGCGAGCGCCUUCACCUCAGCGAAGAUGUGGCAGGGGCCACAUUUAUGGCGGCAGGCAGCUCGGCCCCAGAGCUGUUCACAUCAGUCAUAGGGGUCUUCAUCACCAAGGGCGACGUAGGAGUUGGCACCAUCGUGGGCUCAGCCGUGUUCAAUAUCCUGUGCAUCAUUGGCGUCUGUGGGCUCUUUGCAGGGCAGGUUGUGGCUCUCUCCUCCUGGUGUCUGCUGAGGGACUCCAUCUACUACACGCUGUCUGUGGUCGCGCUCAUUGUGUUCAUUUAUGAUGAAAAAGUUUCUUGGUGGGAGUCUCUGGUCCUCGUGCUGAUGUACCUGAUCUACAUUGUCAUCAUGAAAUAUAAUGCCUGCAUACAUCAGUGCUUCGAAAGGAGGACAAAAGGUGCUGGGAACAUGGUCAAUGGAUUAGCCAACAACGCUGAAAUCGAUGACAGCAGCAACUGCGACGCAACCGUGGUGCUACUUAAGAAAGCCAAUUUCCAUCGCAAAGCGUCAGUGAUCAUGGUGGAUGAGUUGCUGUCGGCCUACCCGCACCAGCUUUCUUUCUCUGAGGCGGGCCUUCGAAUCAUGAUCACAAGCCACUUUCCCCCCAAGACCCGGCUCUCCAUGGCUAGUCGAAUGCUGAUCAAUGAGAGACAAAGACUGAUCAACAGCAGAGCUUACGCCAAUGGGGAGUCUGAGGUGGCCAUUAAAAUACCAAUUAAGCACACUGUGGAGAACGGAACAGGGCCCAGCAGUGCCCCAGACAGGGGCACGAACGGGACUCGAAGGGAUGAUGGUGUUGCUGAGGCUGGCAAUGAGACAGAGAAUGAAGAGGACAAUGAAAACAACGAGAAUGACGAGGAAGAAGAGGAGGAGGAGGAGGAGGAGGAAGGACCCUACACACCCUUCGAUCCCCCCUCUGGCAAACUGGAAACAGUGAAAUGGGCAUUUACCUGGCCACUGAGUUUCGUCUUAUACUUCACUGUCCCCAAUUGCAACAAACCCCGCUGGGAGAAGUGGUUUAUGGUGACAUUUGCUUCUUCCACAUUAUGGAUUGCAGCCUUCUCCUACAUGAUGGUGUGGAUGGUCACAAUCAUUGGCUACACUCUGGGGAUUCCUGACGUCAUCAUGGGGAUCACCUUCCUGGCUGCCGGAACCAGCGUGCCCGACUGCAUGGCCAGCCUUAUUGUGGCCAGACAAGGGAUGGGGGACAUGGCCGUGUCCAACUCCAUUGGGAGCAACGUGUUUGACAUCCUGAUUGGCCUGGGUCUUCCCUGGGCUCUGCAAACUCUGGCUGUGGAUUAUGGAUCCUAUAUUCGACUGAACAGCAGGGGGCUGAUCUACUCUGUGGGGUUGCUCCUGGCCUCUGUCUUUGUCACGGUGUUUGGGGUUCACCUGAACAAGUGGCAGCUGGACAAGAAGCUGGGCUGCGGCUGUCUCUUCCUGUACGGCGUGUUCCUGUGCUUCUCCAUCAUGACAGAGUUCAACGUGUUCACCUUUGUGAACUUACCCAUGUGUGGGGACCACUGACCCUCCGGGCCACCCUCAGAGGCCCAGUUCCUUCUUUUCUGUGCAAUACGAGACCUGGCCGCAUCCCCCGAGUCGUGCGGGCCCUCAAGGGCCGCGGCGUCCGUCUCUCCUGUGCUGUCCACAGGCCUCCAUUCCUGCCCUGGUGGCCCAGGCUCUCUCUGCCACCUCCUUCACUCCCCCACCUCCUUGCUCCUUCGUCCCACCUGACCCCUCUCACCUGCCGACGCGCCCCUCCCUGCCUCUUCCAUCUGAAGACAUCUACUACCAUCCACGUGAAUUUUCAAGCUCCAUUUUUGAACCGUGACUGAGAUUCUAGAACAAAAACUGGCUGCUAACUGGCCCAAGCCAGGCACAACUUAUUUACAGUCCCUCCUCCUUUUUUAAGUUAUUUGAUGGAAGACUACCCUAAUUUAUGACCUAAGACUGUUGAAGAAAUAGAGGAGAGGGUCCAUUGAUGACAAGGAGUGUCUGGGGUUGUGUUUUGUUUGGAGGUAAUUCCUAGGUUACUGGGCUGGAGGGGUGUUUUAUUUGGGGGAUGGCUCCCCCUUUGAUUACUUUUCUUCCAGAGAUGGAGGACAUCCCUUGCGUCUUCUUUCACUGGGCCCUGGAUAGUGGAUGAUCCAUAGGUUGUACUGCUGUGUCCUCUGGGAGUGAAUCCCAGGCACACUGAAGUAUGCAUGGAUUUAGUGCUUAGUCAAGGAACUGCUGGGUAAGGCCACAGAGAACAGACGUGUGACAUUUUCUGCCCAAGGAUGCUUUGCUAAAUCCUGUGGGUGUCACCUGGGGGGAGGGGGUGCAAGGUGUUGGAGGAAGAAAACUGCUUCCCACAUGUUCACUAAGACCAUCUAUUUCUCACUAGGUUCUUUCUAGUUUUACAAGCAAUAGUUCUAGCCUGCCUGAGGCCUUUGACACAGGGGUCCUCAUUAAACUGUCCAUUCGCAAGGCGCCAGGCAGUCAACAAUAGAAGUGUCCCCAACAUGUGAGUCCUUGAGAUGUGCUCUUGUUGCUUGGUUAUUUGGGGUGACAGGGAAUGACCUGGAGGCCACCACUGCUUCCCAUGCAGGAGUUACAGACACUGGUUUCUUGGAAAAUGGAGAGAAGCGCAUUUUGCACAGACCUCGUCAAUUAAGUCCCAAUUUGCCACUUGGUAUCAAGUACACUGGACCCUGAUGGCUGGCUCUUGGGCAAACGUCCUUUCUCGUGGGAUGCCACCGCCAAGUUGGCCUGGUUCCAACCUUCCCAUCCUGGAGGGAUGGCCAGGGAAAGAGAAAGCAGAGACCUGACGCCUUGGAAACCACAGAAUGUGUUAAACGCAGACUCGCUCAAGGGCAUAAGUUAUUGUGAACGUUUUUUUGCCAAUCACUGCUCAACAGCCCUGCUAGAUUUUGUAUGAUGCUGAUUAUUAUGCAGACCAAUUCCACCGAAUUGAGACACACCCAUGCUUGUUACACUAGUAUUUAUUGAAACUGUGGAUUCUUGCCCGUGCUGUCCCUUGUAUUUACUUUAAGCACUGAUCACUUAUCAUUCAUUCGGUAUGGUUUUCCCAGUUCCUUUUACAAGUUCUGGUAUGAAUUGUAAAAAUAACCUGCUACAAAUUGGUUGACUGUCUCUGUCUGGGGUGCAAACAGAGGACAGCCCUAGUUGUGGGCGGGCACCGCACCUGCCUAGCAGAGGAACAGGAGGGGAAAUCACCCAUUUGGGCUCUCAGAGCUAAGACACACUUAUUGAUUCUGUUGCACAUUUUGCACUGGUUUAUGGCGAUUGUUUUCUUGGACAGAUAGUGUAAAAUAAACUUCUCUGUUCUGUAUCCUUCCUCAAACAAAGCGCAUUCCUUUCUCCUCUGGAAUGUUGUCCCUUUUACCAGAAGGAGAACAUAUGGGAAGUAAAAUGAUUGCAAUCGCUGUGUGACCAGGGAUUUGCAUUUCUGCUGCUGCUGGUUUGGUAUAUUCUGGGUUUAGAAGACUGCUAUAUGUCUGUCAGAUUGCAAGAAUAAAGCGGCAAGUCAUGCAUCCUCUCUAACUCCUGAAGGAACUUUGGAUCUCUGGUCCUGUCAUCAAAUUCUAGAACUCCACCUGUCAUAGAAUCCAUGUGACAUGUUAGGAAUUCCUUCUUCAGAAUGAUAUGAGAAGAGAAUCAUCACAGUCCUGAUAUUAGUGUUUGGUUAUGGUCAAGUUCCCCAUCCUCUCUGACUUGUUAAGCUUUUAAUCAUGAAAAGUAAGGCAUCCUCCAAAGCAGAUUCCUUAAAAGAGAAAUUAAUACAUAGUUAUAAUAAGUCACUUUUUGUAGUAGGGAUUAAACCCAGGAGUGCUCUAGCACUGAGGUGCAACCCUGGCCCUUCUUUUAUUUAUUUAUUUAUUUAUUUUGAGAUAGGGUUUCACUAAGUAGCUGAGAGCCUUGCUAAAUUGCUGAUACUGGCCUCAAACUUGUGACCCUCCUGCCCUCAACUGUCCAAGCUGCUGGAAUUAUAAGUGUGCACAACUGUAUCCAGCUGAUACAAUUUUCUGAUCCUGCAAGACUCUCAAAAGAGUAGUCACCCAGAUCUAAAGUUAGUAAACAAGCCACAUUUUCACCUGAAAUAUAACACAAUUUAUUUGUAGGAAUCAGAAGAAAAAUAGCUACUAAUUCACAACACCAACUUUAUUCAACUGUUUAAAAAUGUAUUUUCCUGGGGGAGAAGUAAUAGUAGGUACUUUGCUUUGUUUUGGGUAUUUACAUCUUCGAAAGCUUUACUAUAAUAUUUGCAUAUUUUACAAAUACCCUAACUCAGGUAGUGUAAAAUAAACUUCUCUGUUCUGUAUCAAUACACUAAUCAAUGCUUACAAAGCAUUAGAUACUUUCAUGUUAAACAUUUUGCUAGACUACCUUAAGCAAAGACAUUUGAAAAGAAGCUUGAUGUCAAUCAAAAAAAAACACACACACACACAUAUUCUAUGAAAUUUUUAGAAAUUGCUGUUCAAUUCUCAAAGUGAAAAUUCUGGAAUGAGACACUUUCCUUCUUUUCAUCCGUAAGAAUUUCCUGUCUAGGAACUUUGAGUGUUUCCUUUCUGAAGUGAGAGCUUAGCUUAUAUCUAUCCAGAUCCUACCCAUGCACAAAAAUGCCUUGAAUUAUUGAUUGAGAACAUGGUUUUCAAGAAGCCCACUGUCCAGUGAUGCAGAAUUGAUGGUGUUAUAUUGUAUUCAUUGCUUCUGCUGGAAACUGAGAAAGGUUGAAAUGGGUUUAAGGAAAUAACCUUUUUCCAUGUCUCCAAUUUGGCAAUGUCCCUAAAGAAACCCCCUUUAGUGGGGGGUGAGGGUAUUAUAUUUUCCUACACCUUUUGCUGCAGAUAACAUUUAAAGUCAUAAAUUUGCAUUUUAGGGAUUUGGAGCUAGGUGUAUUCCAAACAGUAAAUUCGAAUUUAUUUUAAACACUCAAACAUCAAGGAAAAGCCUAAAGGUUUAAAGGGGGAUGAACAGUGAUAAUAUCAUAAAGUCCAGACAGUUUUCAGUUGUGCUAUAAAGUUGGAAUAACAUCCAGUUACAACUAUAGUCAAAUAUGGCCUUGGAACUUUACGUAAUUAUUCAUGCAAAUGUUCAGAUUGUUGGCAAAAAGUAAAGUGGGAAAUUGGUCAUAGUAAAGUUACUUCUCUCAAGAUUCAUCUUCCCCUUUUCAAAAUGGGAUAAUUAUCCCGUUAUUAUAGAAUACUUAUUCCAUGAUUCUGACCCAUUUCAGCCAACUAUUUUGAAAUAGAUGGGACAUUUCCAUGUUGGAUUUUGGGUAAGCCUCAUACUCAUUAAUGAGUCUUAUCUGGUGAUUUUGGCAGUGAUUGCUCCACAUAUAACACACACUAUUUAUCUGAUACCAAAACUGUAUGAAAACAGUCCAAUGGAUAUUCUAAAAUUUCCCAAAUCUGUCUGUUAUCAUACAACUGGAGGAAUGGAGUGGAUUCAACAAACAUUUUUCUAAUAAAUAAAAAGUUAUGCAUCCAUUGUUUCAUUACCCAGAGAUGUAGGUAAUUCUGAGGUGCUGAGAAUUAAGAGCUGAGGCUGUGAAAAGGAGAGAUCUGUAGUGAACAGAAGAUAAAUUGUGCCAUGCCCCAAAACUGAUCCCAUGUGGAACUUUUUGCUUAGUUUCAGCACAGAGGGAAGAGUAAUAAACUCCACCAACAUUUUUUACAUAAGCCACUGUUGCACUUGGGGUAUUUAUUUCUGUAAUAAAUUGCACCCAGUAGUCUCAUUAAUUUAAGAAGUUUUUACUAAACCUCUACUUAAUAAACAUUCUUGUCAAGUUGCAGAGAUUUUAGACAUAGUGAUU
Molecule: messenger RNA, 7105 nt
Organism: Sciurus carolinensis (gray squirrel)
Lineage: Eukaryota; Metazoa; Chordata; Mammalia; Rodentia; Sciuridae
Gene: Slc24a3
Product: solute carrier family 24 member 3
Biological process (GO): intracellular calcium ion homeostasis; calcium ion transmembrane transport
Cellular component (GO): membrane
Molecular function (GO): calcium, potassium:sodium antiporter activity; calcium channel activity
Source: RefSeq, a predicted model, not a curated record